Messenger RNA from Mangifera indica (mango), 2092 nucleotides. Its product is annotated as arginine/serine-rich coiled-coil protein 2-like. Bases 213 to 2084 code for a protein of 623 amino acids. The transcript has 7 exons. Lineage: Eukaryota; Viridiplantae; Streptophyta; Magnoliopsida; Sapindales; Anacardiaceae. The record is from RefSeq and is a predicted model, not a curated record.
CAAUCAUAUUUAUGAAGACUGAACACGUAGAGAAUCCAGGGUUUCGUUGAGAUCCUCCGAUUGCAUCUCUCACAUCUCUGUAUUUGUAGCUUAAUUUUAAAGCCCUAAAUCAAAUUCAAACGAACCCUAAACCUAAAUAUAUCAACCCAUCAAUUUUGCUCACUAAAUGAGACAAUUUUUGUUCAAUUGAGCCCCAGAUUCCUUUUUGCAGGAUGCAGUCUUCUUCUCCUCCAGAUGCUGCGGACGCAAAAGCAGCAUUUCGCAAGCCCUCAAAUGAUGCGGGAAAUAGGAAGUAUCGGCGUCGUUCUCCAGUUAAUGGGUCGCCUUCAUCUGAUGGGAGUCCUAAACAUGACAGGAGCUCUAGCCCAGUAUUUUCAAGAGAAGAUCCUGCAAAAGCUUCUAAACAUCAACAAAGAAGGAGGGAUGAUGAGAGGGAAUUGAACAGGGACUCUGUUCGAAACCAGUAUGGUAGAGGUGGUGACUCAUAUAGAUAUUCUGAUCGCCAAUCUGCCAGGAGUUCACAUGGUUACUCUAGGUGUGAUGAACAUGGCAAACAUGGCAGGCAUGCAAAUCAUGAAGAGAGAAAUGAUCAGAGGUCAUCCUCUCGUACUGGUCGCGGGGCAAGAACAAUUACUCGUACUGAUUAUGCAGGACAAGAAAGUGAUCAUGAUAGGUCUAAAGACUAUAUGAGUGGUGCUAACAAAUCUAUCUGUUAUAGAAAUGAUGUUACUGGGCAUAGAAGCAAGGAUAAGGAGAAAGAGUUGUCGUACUUAGAGCGUCAGAAAUAUAAAGAUAAGGAUUCCUCAUUUGAUAGAGCUGGAUCUGCUAGGAGGCACACUAGCUCAAAUUCUGAAGAAACAGAUAAAGAUUGGCAUAAGCAGAAUAGGUAUGGCAGAGACGAAAAAAGAGAUUAUCGUUGGAGUUCAGGAGACUAUAGAAAUGAUCAGGCAGUUGCCUAUGAAGAAUCAAGGGGUCAUCGAAAUGAUUCAUCUGGGAGUGACCAUGGUGGGCACCGCUUAAAAGAAGCAUAUAAGAGUGACUUGAAGGAGCUGGAUGGGCAAAAGCUUGCCAAAGAGGAGAAGAAGAAAUAUGAUGAUAGGGAAACAAACAGGGACAAGGACCGGUGCUAUAGGGAAAAAGCUGAUUUUGCAAGUGAAAAUCAUGAAACUCUGACCAAGAAGCCAAAGUUUUCAAAUUGGGACAAAGGCGCUGAUUUUGUGAAAGAUGCUGCUGAAAAGAUGUCUUCAAGUUCAAUGCAAGCUCAGGAAACUGGUGGUAAUGUUAAUAAUCCUCAGGCCAAUGAUGGUAACUCUGUCACAAAUGAUCUAAAUGCUGCAAAAGUUGCAGCAAUGAAAGCUGCAGAAUUAGUUAAUAGGAAUCUUGUUGGGGGUGGUUACUUGUCUACUGAUCAAAAGAAGAAGCUGCUGUGGGGAAACAAGAAGAGUACAACUGCAGAAGAGUCUGGUCAUCGCUGGGACACCGCAUUGUUUGGUGAUCGUGAUCGACAGGAGAAGUUUAACAAACUCAUGAGUCUGAGGUUGCCUUGGUACGUAUGGCCAAUUGUAGGGUGUGAAAGGCGAACUGAAAGUAGAGCACGAACCCGACAAUCAAGACGGCAGCGGUCUCCUCCAAGCCGAGAAGCAGAGGGAACUACAGUUGGAUUUGGAAAAGCAGUACACAGCUGGACUUCGGCGGCGAGAUGGACGCACAGUUGGAUUAGGUCUGUAAACAUCAACCUGAGGUCUGUAAACAUCAACCUGGGAUCUGUAUUGACACUCUUCAUCUCCCACUAUGACGUUUUGUUGUACGCAUGUUCAAGAAUCAUAACUCUUAUAUUUUUACACCAACAGCUUGUAAGACAUCUUAGCUUCUGCCUUUGGGCAUUUCGGAUCUUCGAAAAUGGAAAAUGUCACUUUAACAUUGUUGUCUUUAAAUCUUUGAAUGGGUUUUGUUUUCAUGUUUGUUGUUGGAAAGGUAUCAUCAUUUCACCCGCAUUCUGUGUCACAGAACAUCGAUUUCAGAUGUUUACACCUUGCAGCUGUUGCAGUUAUCUUUAUGGAAGAAUUGGGCAUCUAGCGCCAUAAAUGAAAAC